AUGGGCGGUUGGCUGAGCAAUUUUUGGUGGGGCGGGAAUCCUGAUGAAGUGAAUCCUAUUUCGGGACUGACUCGAAGAGAGGUCUACGCCGUUCAGCGCUCCUGGGCACCCGUUUACAACGAUUCCGUGGCUAAUGGCACUGAACUGCUCAAAAGAUUCUUCAAAACGUACCCGCACGCCAAAGAAUUCUUCAAAAUGAUAAGAAAAUUGCCCGAAGAAGAGUAUGCCCAAAAUUUCCAGUUUAAGGCACACGUCAUCAACCUGAUGGCUGCACUCAACCAAGCCGUCACUAACCUUAACCAGCCGGAGGUUGUCGCUGUUAUGAUGAACAAGCUCGGGGAGUCACAUCGUAAGAGGAAAAUCCGGGAACAAAAUUUCUUUGAAUUAAAGGAUGUACUCGUCAAAAUGUUCGCUGAAGUACUAAAAUUGGACCAAUCAACACUCGGCGCGUGGGGAAAGACUGUUGGCUUUUGGUACAAACACAUCUUCGAAACACUAAACAGUGAAGAACAGAGCAGAUAA
Messenger RNA from Parnassius mnemosyne (clouded apollo), 522 nucleotides. The record is from the annotation of a GenBank genome assembly. Lineage: Eukaryota; Metazoa; Arthropoda; Insecta; Lepidoptera; Papilionidae.